Messenger RNA from Polyodon spathula (Mississippi paddlefish), 1705 nucleotides. RefSeq names its product ras-related protein Rab-33B-like. The record is from RefSeq and is a predicted model, not a curated record. Gene Ontology annotation, molecular function: GTPase activity; GTP binding. Gene Ontology annotation, cellular component: Golgi apparatus; endosome. Gene Ontology annotation, biological process: Rab protein signal transduction. The transcript is spliced from 2 exons. Lineage: Eukaryota; Metazoa; Chordata; Actinopteri; Acipenseriformes; Polyodontidae. Bases 18 to 719 code for a protein of 233 amino acids.
UUUUCUCUCUCGCUGCAAUGGCUCAUAAUGAGAACAGGAAUGUGUACGGCUCUCCUGCAAGGUACCAUACCCGGGGUAGCACACGGCUGCACCCCGAAUAUGACUGCUUGCAAACGCGAAUAUUUAAAAUAAUUGUUAUUGGUGACUCAAACGUGGGAAAAACCUGCUUGAGUUACCGGUUUUGUGGUGGGAAAUUCCUACAAAAUCCAGAAGCUACUAUCGGGGUGGAUUUUCGGGAACGGACUGUGGAAAUAGAUGGAGAGAAAAUAAAGAUUCAGAUAUGGGACACUGCCGGGCAGGAGAGAUUCCGCAAAAGCAUGGUGGAACACUACUACAGGAAUGUUCACGCCAUCGUCUUCGUGUAUGACAUCACAAAGCUCUCCACGUUUGAGAGCUUGCCAGACUGGAUUGAGGAAUGCGCCAGACAUUCCGUCUCUCCUUCCGUGCCACGGAUCAUGGUUGGCAACAAGUGUGACCUAACGGACACAUGUCAGAUCUCUACUUCCUCUGCCCAGCGGUUGGCGGAUAACUAUAACCUGCCCUUGUUUGAGACUUCUGCGAAGGACCCCACUGAAAAAGAGCACGUUGAUGCCAUUUUUAUGACACUGGCUUACAAACUGAAGAACCACAAACCCUUAAGACUAAAACAGCUACCUCGGGAGAGCAGUAUGGUACAUCUUUCUCAGGAAGAAGAUGCCCAGAGCCCUUGUCUGUGCUAAGGUUUUCGUUUCCUGCACACUUGUGAUAGCAUUGUCAUGCACUGUAUCUUGACUUGAGGGUCAAUCCAAUCUUGGAGUACAGUGCCUUGCUAUACAACGACUUCAAUCCAGAGUUUCACAUUGUUUCUGUUGCAGAUGUGUGUACAGGGCAUAGUUUUAUACCUGGAGAUUUGAAACCUCUGGCUUUCUCUUUUAUUGGCAGGAGGAGGUUUGAGUUCUGUGCUACUUCAGAAAAUUCAAGAUAAUCAGUCAGUCAGUCUUAAGAUAUCAGUACCCUACAUCUUAUGUUAUUACUUUCUGACAACAAUCAUUUUAAAAGCAUGUCAUUAUUUAUUUAAAUGAUGUAUACUAAGUUAGCGGUAUUGUUUUGAAAGGGGGAGUGAUCUAAGUUUUUACUAAGGAUCAUUUUCACAUUAGGCAAAUAUCCUGCAGGAUUCGGGUUAAUUUAUGUAUUUGUUUAAUAAAAUGAACUGUGCAGUAUAUUUAUAUGUGUACUAAGGAGGAAAGCCUCCAGAGAUGUGUGGCAUACAUCAGAAUCAGAAGGGUUAUAUUGCAAUACUUGGCUUUAAUAAUGAACUGUUUUUGGACAAGGCACAAAAACAUGGCCUUUGAGAUAUAAGAGUACACCUGAAACACAAGGAUUGAUGUGAUCAGGAUGUCUCCAGCCUCACAUCUGGGUGUCGGUUAUUAUAGAAAGCAUGCUGCUAGUAACAAUGUACGUAUUGAAAGCAUUCCAGUGGUUUGUGAAGCGUCUGUUUGAUUUAUAGGUACUGGUCACAUGGGAUAGUUAAAACUGUAAUGCAAGAAGUUCAAAAAGAUUAAGCAGUGGUUUCCAGAUGAAUUAAUGCUAUCAUCCAUCAAAAAACGAUAUAUUUGUUUAGUUUGUUUUGCGUGUUUUUUGGUUUGAAUUAGUGAUUUGCUGCUGGAAGGCAAGACUUGGAAGCAGCCAUGCGCAAUGCAGUAAAAUAAUAAAUUAUCUGAAAGCA